Molecule: messenger RNA, 2652 nt
Organism: Archocentrus centrarchus (flier cichlid)
Lineage: Eukaryota; Metazoa; Chordata; Actinopteri; Cichliformes; Cichlidae
Gene: cxcl14
Product: chemokine (C-X-C motif) ligand 14
Exons: 4
Coding region: 626-925 (99 amino acids)
Biological process (GO): immune response
Cellular component (GO): extracellular region
Molecular function (GO): chemokine activity
Source: RefSeq, a predicted model, not a curated record
UUCGUACACGUCAGCCUUUAAUUUCACUGUCCUGUCAGUGAGGAGAAACUUUUCACGUGUCUUUUCUCUGCUGUGAUUGUGUCAUUGUUGCGUCUUUCUUCAUCCCACCAAGUUUUCCGUCUGAAAUCAGGACAAGAAAGUAACAGACUAGCAGACGUCAUCCAUCCGGAUUUUGGUGAACAGUACGUGUAUUUUUGUGUUUUUCCUUCCCUCCCUCCCUUUCCACGUUCUCCACUUCUCCCGAGCAGGACACAACAAGUGUUUGAUUCGCUGUCUGGCCGUGCAUAUUAAUGAGAAUGGGAUAGCGGGCAGCUUUUAAAAGAGCUGCUGCCUGCUUCUCCACAGCAAGCGAGAGAGAGAGAGAGAGCGAGAGAGAGAGAGACCUAAACGAGUGGCUGGAGAUUCAUCCAAGCGCCCAGGACGCACAGACGGAGUUGCACAAUCAGCGCUCCAAAGGAACCCCAAAAAGCUGAAAGCCUCAUUGCUCCUUCACGUCUGCCUCCCAGUAGUGGAUGUUAUCUACAUGUCGAAAGACUUUUUGUUGAUAUUUUAGUAUUUACUCCGUUUGGAAGGCUCGGGCUUUGAGGAACUUCUUAAAAAAAAUCUUUUUUGAACUUGUGAAGACAUGCGUCGGUGCACAACGGUGCUGCUUUUGUUAACGGUGGCCUUAUGCUGCCUGAGCGCAGAAGCCUACAAGUGCAGGUGCACCAGAAAAGGACCCAAGAUCCGAUAUAAGGAUGUACAGAAGCUGGAGAUCAAACCCAAACACCCAUUCUGCCAAGAGAAGAUGAUAUUUGUGACGAUGGAGAACGUGUCUCGGUUCAAAGGGCAGGAGUACUGUCUUCAUCCCAAGCUUCAGAGCACUAAGAACCUGGUCAAAUGGUUCCGCAUCUGGAAGGACAAGCACAGGGUGUAUGAAGCUUAAAACCAUCGCUCCCAACACAAGGAUCAUGUGAGACAAACAAAGGACACCAACUCCACCAGGGCUACUUUUGUGAAGUACCAGAUGUAAUCUACAUUGAAGCUGUACUUCUACUUCCUCUGCCUGAGAUCUGUCAAGUGCAUCAAGAGAUAUCUAUAAUUUGUAUAUAAGCUGGUGGGCUCACUUUAGUUGGCCAUCAAUGUAGUUACAGUCACUCAUUGCUCCAGUCUUUACAACUGUAGUUAUAUUUGUAAAAUAGUGGACAACACCAUCUGUAUCCAUACAGUUGUACAGGGUUGUUUGGUUGUUAUUCAAAGGGGCUUCUCUUUUGCUUUGGCUUUGGUGAAAAAAAUGUGUAAGAAAAAGAAAUUCUCAAGAAAGACAAAUGUUUCUUUGAAAAAUACAGUGUAUUGGUGUUUAAUUAUUGCAGUUUCCACUAUUCCCACUACUAUUCAGUAUGACGGGCACAUUUGUAUAAUCAGCGUAUAGGGUCUGGCUAUGAGGUUGUAUUUGAAAUGCCAUGGUAAAGGUUCUCAGUGGAUUAGAUUCUCUGUAUCUAUAGAGGAGAGUCAGUCAAUGUGUGAUUAUAUUUUAUACCGAAGUUAUUUUUAUUCACACAGAUUGAGGAGAGCCGACACUCUGUGUGUACAUGUGUGUGUGCGUGCGUGCAUCUUUGAGCAUUUUUGGCCAUGUCCAUGCUAAUAAAAAUGCAUCUUCAAAAGGACAACCGAAACCACUUUGCAAAAUGUUGUCAUACUUAAUCUGCAGGGUUUAGAUUCAAUACAUAUUUUUAAAACUUCAAAUAGAUUAUCUGUCCCAUUGCUACUACAGUCUGUUUAUUGGAAUUUGUUCAAAAAGCUGACUUUUAAAUAAGCUAAGAAGGCAAAACUCACUGCAGCUUAUGACAAAGGACUAUAUGUGUACAUUUACACACUAGCUGAAAGAUUUUUAAAUUGAGCUACAUAUAAUAGGUUACAAACCUUGAUAGCUUUUGGACAAUACUAGAGCUCAGUGGCACAAACUGUAUUAGACUUUGGCUACACAGAAAAUCAUUUUUUUGUAUGUCUGCUUUUUUGGUUAUGUGAUUUUUUUUAUUUUUUUUUUUUAUUAUGACUGUUAUUGAAAUUGUCAUUUAAGAUGGACUUUGUGUUAUUUUGCUGUUAGGAACACAUUGGGAAAGUGAGGCCUUGCAGGGGAUGAUUUGGCUGAAAACUCCAGCAGUCUGAGUCACAAUUACUGCCCACACAAAAGACAACACACGAUAUGGCAAAAUAUGGCAUACUAUUAUGUAUUAUUGCAAAUGAUUAUUUCACUGCCUUCUAUAGUCAUAUAUGGAUGACUCCAGUAGAUACUCUGACCAACACUUUAAUUUGAGUUAUCUUUUUGUAUGUUGUGCACAAACUAUACACAAAACACCACAUUUCCUUUACCUUCUGAAAAAUGUGCAUUACUCCUGUUUUAUAUCUAUAUCUGUAUGAAUAUAUAUAUUAAGAAGCAUUUUGUAAAUGGAAACAUAUAGCCUAUAUGUUACUGAAAAUAAAUUCAUCUUAAGAGUUUAUAGCAUCAUGUAUAUUGUAUUACUGCAUUAUAGCUGUUUUUUGCUAUUUAAAUCUUGGUUUGGUAACAGAUUCUUGGAGGGUGUGUGUUUGGAAUGGCCCACCAAGCUCACUGUUAGACCUUCCUUAGAUUGUAAAACAAUAAACACAGCAAUAAAGUGUCUAUAGAGCGGC